Molecule: messenger RNA, 1287 nt
Organism: Didymodactylos carnosus
Lineage: Eukaryota; Metazoa; Rotifera; Eurotatoria; Philodinida; Philodinidae
Source: the annotation of a GenBank genome assembly
AUGGUAUCUCCCUUGUUUCCAUACAGCUUAUUGAAUACCAAUUCAAAACCAUCGAACCUCGAUUGUUCAAAAUAUAAAACAGAUAUGGAUGUGAUUGAUUCCUUACCCUUUUACAUUGAUAUUGCAUUGAAAGAUCCUGAUUCGAAUCAUACGGAUCAAUCAAAUGAAACUAUUAUUUAUCGAACGUGGGCUGAAUACAAUGUUAAAACACAAGAAAUUCAAAAUUUAACUUUAUUUCAUGAAGAUCGCGAACAAUCGCUGAAUAUAUUUUGUUUAAAACAUUUGCAUACAUUGGCACUGUCUCAUGUUAACUGGUCUAUCCCAUCUGACAUUCAAAAUCUAAAAUCAUCUGUGAAAAAGCUCUUAAUCAUUCAUAAUCACGGUCUGUCCACCCUACCAUCUGAAAUUGAUCAACUUCAAUCCCUCGAAUAUCUCGUUCUGCUACAUACAUCCAUUCGUUAUCUGCCCUAUACGGUGAGAAAUUUAAAAAAAUUAAUCUAUUUAGACAUUAGUUAUUCAAAUCUGGUUGUAUUGCCAACAUUCAUCUAUCAGAUGUAUCCUGCCCUUGAAUUCUUGAUUCUUGAGCAAAAUCAUUUAAAACAUUUACCACAUAAUGUUCGGCGACUGACUGAAACGAAUUUAAAUACACUGGAUUUGUCGGCGAAUCCGGAGCUAGGGACGCUGAAAGGAGUUGAAGCAUUUAAAAAUCUAACAUCGCUCUCAUUGGACAGAUGUCGAUUGAAACAAAUGCCAGCAGAAAUUUUCCAGUUGAGAGCAUUGAAAAUAUUAUCGAUUCAACAAAAUCAACUCAGAGAUGUUCCAUUUGCGUCACUAGCAAAUUUAACACAUUUAGAAACAUUACACUUGUCCAAUAAUGAAAUACAAAAUCUAACAGACAUUGGCAAAUUAAAAUCUCUAACAAAAUUAGAUUUAUCAAACAAUUCAAUUGUUGAAAUUCCUCUGGAAAUUAUAUCAUUAAACUCGACAUUAAUUGAGUUAGAUUUAUCAAAUAAUAAUUUAACAAGUAUACCUAAUCAACUUGUUAAUAUGACAAAAUUAAAAACAUUACGUUUGAAAGGAAAUCAAUUUUCACCUGAAGAGUUAAAAAAAAUCAAAUCAAACAAGUUUGUACAUGAUGCAAAUGUCGUACAUAUCGACGAUAUUUCAACACCAUCACCACCUGCGACUAAUGGGAGUUUAACGACGGCCACUCAAGUUGAACCAAAAACGAUGACAUCGGCUGCUCAUUUACCAGUUCCACUAGCUUCUUCAAGUCCUGCAGCUUAA